AAGAAAGAAAAAGAUCACCAUUUGGCGCCGAAUUCUCUCAAUGAAAGAAGGUCUGUAAGGAAGUUGUGAAAGGUGCUCCUCUUUUGUGCUUUGGAAAUCAACUUUAUCCUGUUAAAAUAGUGUUUUAUAUUUAUUUUCCAUAACGUAAAACAAAUAGGAGAACAAUGACCGAUCUUCCGUUUCGCGUAGAAUACGCGAAAAGUGGUCGUGCUGGCUGUAAGGCAUGUAAAAAUCCAAUUGCGAAGGAUUCUUUGAGGCUUGCUUCUAUUGUACAGAGUCCGUUCCACGAUGGAAAAAUGGAAAAAUGGUUUCAUUCGGCCUGUUUCUUUUCGAAGAAUCGUCCAAAAACAACUGGAGAUAUUGCUCAUUUUGAUAGCAUUCGCUGGGAGGAUCAAAAUUUCAUUAAGGAACAAAUUGGAGCUAAUGCAGGUGGAGGUGCAGUCGAUUCAGGAAAUUCGAAAGGAAAAUCACGAAAGAGAACAAAUAACGCAACCCCAACGAAUAAUAAUGAUUUCACGGUGGAAUACUCGAAAUCAAGUCGAGCAAAGUGUCGUGCCUGUGAGGAGGUGAUAAUUAAGGGAGAUGUGAGAAUUUCCAAAAAGGAUUACGACAGUGAAGAGGGUAGAGCUUUCGGUGGAAUUGAUCGUUGGCAUCAUGUUCCUUGUUUUGUGAAAAUAAGAAACGAUCUUGAAUACUAUGAUGCUGGUAAUAAUAUUCCUGGUUUUAAGAAUUUGUCAGGUGAGGAUCAGAAAAUGGUGAAGACAACGAUUCCAAAACUUAAGGAGAGCGAAAUUCCUGACGCGAAGAAAAUUAAAGUUAAAGAUGAACCCGAGGAUGCUGCUGAGGAGAAAAAAAUGCAAGAGCAAAAUAAAAAAAUGUUCAAAAUUCGUGAUAAAUUGUCGAAGAAUGGUUAUACAAGACCGUUUUUAACGCAACUAUUGGCUGAGAAUGAGCAAUUUGUUCCCGAGGGCACGUCAAGUCUUCAAGACAUGCUGGCGGAUGUAAUGACAUUUGGUGCCUUGGACACGUGUAAACAGUGCGGUGGUCAGUUUAAAUUUCAAUCCGGAGUUGGAUACAAAUGCACAGGUGACGUUAGCGAAUGGGCUAAGUGCGAGGAAAUUGUAGUCAAUCCAAAGAGAAGGAAAUUCGUCAUUCCAAAAGAACUGAAGGAGACUGAUAAAUUUUUGUCGUCAUACAAGUCAAAAGUAAUGGAAAGAGUCGUCAAAAUAACAGCCCCUUCGGUUUCGAGUGCAGUCAAAAAAGAGGACGUGACUGAUGGUCCAAAAGUCGAUGCCGGACCAAAACCACUUAAAAAUAUGAAUUUCUUGUUCGCCGGACGUCUGAAGAAAGACAAGGAAUCAUUGAAAACGGAUAUUCUCCGCUUAGGAGGGAAAGUGGUGACAAAACUCGAUGACACUGUCACUGCGGUGAUUUCCACCGAGAACGAAGUGGAAAAAAUGAGUGCUCGCAUUGAAGAAGCUAAGGAACUCGAUAUACACGUGAUUUCCGAGGAUUUUGUCGAGGAAGCAAAACCUCUCACCGAUUCCGCCGUUGAACUACUUCAACAGAAGAGUAUUUGCACCUGGGGUGGUGAUCCAACAGUGAGAAUUUCAAAAUCCGCCGAAAAAUCGAAUGCAAGUCGAGGCAAGAGUAUGUGGGACAAGAAAUCGAGUUCGGGAAAAGUGAAAUUGCGCAUCAAGGGUGGCGGUGCCGUGGAUCCGGACAGUAAACUCGAGGAUGUUGCCCACGUUUAUCAACGUGGCAAAGAAAAGUUCAAUGUCAAUUUGGGCAUCACCGAUAUACAGAGCAAACGAAACAGUUACUAUAAAAUGCAAAUUCUCAAACACGAUUCCAGGGAGAAAUAUUGGCUGCACAGAAGUUGGGGAAGAAUUGGAACGACUAUUGGUGGAACGAAGACGACAUCAAUGUCACUUGAGGAAUGUAUUAAAACGUUCGAGGAAGUCUAUGAGGAGAAGAGUGGAAAUUCCUGGCAAAGACGGGAUAAUUUUGUCAAAGUACCAGGAGCGAUGUAUCCAUUGGAUCUUGAAUAUGGCGACGAUGUUGAUGACGAAAAUGUCUUUCAAUCGGAACUCAAGAGUAAUUUGAAGAAACCAGUUCAGGAUCUGAUUAAAUUGAUAUUCGACGUGAAGGCAAUGAAACAAGUGAUGAAGGAAUUUGAAAUCGAUACGGAAAAAAUGCCCCUUGGUAAAUUGUCGAAGAAGCAAAUCGAAAAAGCCUACGGUGUUCUAACUGAUUUGUUGAAUUUAAUCAAGAAUUCGAAUCCAUCGAGAUUGCAGUUGAUCGAAGCGUCGAAUAGAUUCUAUACACUGGUGCCACAUGAUUUUGGUGUUCAGGAGCCGACGAUAAUUAGUACCGAGGAGGAAAUUAAGGCCAAGUCGGAAAUGUUGGAAUCGUUGAUAGAAAUGGAAAUUGCUUAUAAUUUGUUGCAUGUCAAGUCAGAUUCGACUGUACAUCCAAUUGACGCUCAUUACGAGCAACUCAAGUCUGAAAUCGAUGUUAUGAGCAAGGACAGCGAGGAGUUUAAGGUUAUUCAGCAGUACGUUAAAAAUACUCACGCUGCGACUCAUCAACAAUAUGAAUUGGAGAUCGAGGAUAUUUAUAUUGUCAAGAGACAAGGCGAAGAUAGGAGAUAUAAACCGUUCAAGAAGUUGCAUAAUCGAAAAUUGUUGUGGCACGGUUCGAGAACGACCAAUUUUGCUGGUAUUUUGUCACAAGGUUUGCGUAUUGCUCCACCUGAAGCACCUGUCACUGGUUAUAUGUUCGGAAAAGGUAUUUACUUUGCCGAUAUGGUCUCAAAAUCGGCCAACUAUUGUUGCACAAAUUCGGCAAAUCCAACGGGUCUUCUUCUCCUCUGUGAAGUUGCUCUUGGCGACAUGUUCGAACGUUAUCAAGCUGAAUACAUCGAGAAACUUCCAACUGGAAAACAUUCAACGUUCGGUCGCGGUCAAACGCAUCCGGAUCCAACUGUCGUUCACAAGACAAGCGACGGAGUGGAAAUUCCUUACGGUCCCGGAAUCACAGCAAAAUUACCAAAAAAAUCCGCUCUCCUCUACAACGAGUACAUCGUCUACGAUGUCGCUCAAGUCAAAUCUCAAUACUUGGUCAAGACCAACUUCAAAUUCAAGUACUAGAAAUCGCAGGUUUUUUUUCACAAACUAUAUUUUCGUUUAAAAAAAAAAUACGGUUAAGAUUCCUCUACCUCUUAGUCCUGAACAAUUUUCUACCAAACAUAUAUCUGAACAAUUAAAAACCAAAUUUUUGUUCAUAAAAUCAAAAACAAUUAGAAUCUAAUUUUUGUUUAUUAAAUCAAAAAUUCAGUUGUUACGAUUAUUUAAAAUCGUCGUCAAGUAAAAAUGUCUAAAUUCCUUUAUUUAGAAAAAGAAUUGGAGAACGAAAAAAGUUAGAAUAACGAUUCAAAGGGCUAAAAGUUGUAACUUAUUUUGACUGCACCUCCGAUUUUUCUCUGAAUACUUCUAUUGAAAAUUUAAGUGUUUGGUAUUUAUCUCGCAAAACAAAUAAUUUUUUUUUUUUAGUAAAAAGACUGAAACAUUCAAAUAAAUGUUGUUACGUCUUUAAUUUCGUCUCAAAAAUUGUCUCUCUUCAAGUGUUGUUUAAAAAAAUCGUGAAAAAUUCAAAUGUGUACGUUACCCUUAAAAGUAAUAAAAAAACCCUUAAAAGAAAUUUUACGCAAAUUGA
Leptopilina heterotoma is the source of this 3717-nucleotide messenger RNA. RefSeq names its product poly [ADP-ribose] polymerase (gene Parp1). NCBI's taxonomy places the organism in Eukaryota, Metazoa, Arthropoda, Insecta, Hymenoptera, Figitidae. Bases 165 to 3152 code for a protein of 995 amino acids. The transcript has 6 exons. Gene Ontology annotation, molecular function: NAD binding; zinc ion binding; DNA binding. Gene Ontology annotation, cellular component: nucleus. The record is from RefSeq and is a predicted model, not a curated record.